Messenger RNA from Manduca sexta (tobacco hornworm), 1290 nucleotides. RefSeq names its product glutathione S-transferase 1-like (gene GSTe6). The transcript has 5 exons. The coding region runs from base 169 to 858 and encodes 229 amino acids. Lineage: Eukaryota; Metazoa; Arthropoda; Insecta; Lepidoptera; Sphingidae. The record is from RefSeq and is a predicted model, not a curated record. Gene Ontology annotation, biological process: glutathione metabolic process. Gene Ontology annotation, molecular function: glutathione transferase activity.
GGUAACUACAAAACAAGAGUCAAAGUUCAGCUUUUAAAAAGAAAACAACUCAACUAGUUCGUAUAUAAUUAAAUCUUUUGUACUUUGCAAUUAGUCUUCUUGCAGAGUUCUAAAAGUUAGGUUAUAAAUAAUUCUUGAUUACUAACAACUAGUUUCGAAAGUUUUAAAAUGGGGAAGCCUCCGAUAUUGUAUAAGAUGGAUGCAAGCCCCCCAGCACGGGCAGUGAUGAUGGUUGCUAAUAUAUUGGAAUUGAGUAUUGACAAACAAGACUUGAAUCCUGUUUUCCGGGAACAAGAUACACCGGAAUUUGUCAAGAAAAAUCCAAUGAAGACAAUACCAAUAUACGAAGAAGAUACAUUCACAUUGGCAGACAGCCACGCCAUAAUAAUUUACCUAAUGGAGAAAUAUGCUAAACCCUAUCAUUACCAUCUCUACCCGUCGCAUCAUAGAAAAAGAGCCGUUAUACACCAAAGGCUAUUCUUCGACAGUGGUAUUCUAUUUCCGAGACUGCAAGCUGUUAUGGCUCCUACUUACGUCGGCCGGUUGUCAGAGAUGACGCGCGGCAUGAUAAAGAAUAUAGAGGCUGCAUACGAUAUCCUUGAAUCUUAUCUGGCUGAUACUAUAUACAUAGCCGACGACUUGAUUACUAUAGCAGAUAUUAGCAUUAUAUCUACUAUGGGGACUUUGGACGGACUACUGCCCGUUAAUGAAAAAAGGUUUCCCAAAUUAAAACGGUGGAUGGAAAAUAUGAAUAAAACGUAUUAUUGCAAGAAAAUAAACAUUCCCGGCGCCAAAAUGCACGUAGAAAGCCUUCUGACGUGUAUGGAACUUACUAAACAAAAGAAAUCGAAGUUAUAAAUGUAUAAGGCAAAAUACUUGCACUAAAAUUACUUUUAAGAUAGGGAUGGAAUAUAUAAGGCGAAAGAUCAAAUGCUUACACUAUAAUUACUAUUAACUAGCGCGGCGAUAGCCUAGUUGGGUGUGGAACGAACUGCGGAGACGAAUGUCCGCAGAUUGAAAUCCCACACCUGUUUUUUUCUAAAAUUAUGUGUGUAUUCUUUGCGAGUUAUCGCUCGCUUUGACGGUGAAGAAAAACAUCGUGAGGAAACCUGCAACCUGAAAAAUUCUCUAUAUUCAUUUUGAGGGUGGUGAAGUCUACCAAUUCGCAAAAAGCCAGCGUGGCCCACGCGUGGGACAGUAUAUAUAACAAGGCUGAUAUUAUUGUAUAGGAAUGGUAUAUUUAUAACAUAUUCAAAGGUAAAUGGCAACAAUUAAAAUCCAAAUAAAGAA